AUGGAGGCAAGGCUUACAGACAGGCUACCCAUGUUACCGGGAUACUCCUUGCCCAUUGUGAAGGACCGCUACCCGCUGAGCCACACGUUCGACUACCGGGGCGGCCUGCCCAUGGCCCGGUCGCUGCCGACCUCGGUCUCGUCUAUGCAGCGAUCGCUGCAGUCGCAGCUGUUCGAGACUCGGCAGUCGAGGCCGCCGUCCGAGCUCCACGACGGCGCUGCGUUGCUGGGAAGCGGUCACACUUCCGAAGGGUCGCAGAGCAUCGACGACGAUCCCUACAGGCACCGACGAAGGAGACCAAGCGCCUUCAAGAAUAACUUCCUGCCAAACUUCGCCUUCAACGACAAGAAGUUCAAGGGGUUCACCCUGUUAAUUCCGUUUCCUACCGGCCAGGUUUUGCACUUCCAAGGCUACUUCCGGGAGGAAGUGGACAACUCUCCGCUGGAACAGUACCGCGUCAGGCCUGUGGACAUUUUCUACUUCCUCGAAGAUGACAGCAUCUCGGUGCGAGAACCCAAGCAGGAAAACAGUGGACUCAGCCAGGGUUGCGUGUUGCGGAGGCAUCGCAUUCGCAAGUCGGACGGCCGCUGCUUCCACUGGAGUGACCUGAACGUGGGCAACACCAUCUCCCUCUACGGCAUCACCUACAAGAUCGUCAACUGCGACAAGUUCACCAGGGACUACCUCCGGCAGCAGGGCGUGGAGGUCCGGCCGCCCGAGCCGCUGCCCGAGGACCCGUACACGGCCAGCCGGCGCAUCCUGUCGCAGCAGCAGCGCAAGCUGCACACCACCAAAAGUCAGCGGGACAAGCUGUGGCGCUUCCUGCGCUACGACCGCCACGUCCUGCGCUUCUUCUGCGUCGAGGACGGCAGAGGGGUCGACCCGAGGCACCGGAAGAAGCUCGUGCUGCAGUACUUCUUGGUGGACGACACCCUAGACCUGAAAGAGAUGCACCGGCCUCUCGAACAGCGGGAGCUGGCGCCGAUUCUGCUGGGACGCCAGAGGAUUCCCAAAGAGCAGGAAAGCAGGGGCUUGUUCCACAAGUACGAAACGGAAAGCGACGGAGAGGAGUACAUAGGACCCGAGGACCUGCAGCCGGGAAGGCAGCUCAACAUCUACGGGCGCAGCUUUCUCAUCUACGACUGCGACGACUUCACCAAGAACUUCUAUCGCGAGCACUUCGGAGUGGAGCACUUUGACGUCAUAGACGUCGACGUCAAGGAAGAAGGGAGGCCACAGCAGGUAAGAAGCAGCGCUCCUGACGCUCGCUUCGGAUAUUACUUUGACACUAGCCUUAUUCUCUCCGGAAGUUCCCGAGAUUACUGUCUUUGCAAAACCAAUGUCCCAAGAUGUGGGAAAGCCGUUCCGCCGCACAACGGCUUCGGCUCCCCCGAGGACACCUUGCAGUCGGUGCUAAGGAUAACUCCCCGGAGGGCGCGAAGGGACAGCCGCCUGGUCCUGGAGAAGGAGGGCAUCGUCCUGCGCUUCCAGGCGACUCUCCAUCACGUGCAGGACAGCACACUGUCCCUGGACAGAGAGCGCAGCUUCGUGAUCUGCUUCUACCCCUCUGACGACACGGUGUCCAUCCUGGAGAGGCCACUGCCCAACUCCGGCGUUCCGGCCGGAAAAUUCCUGCGCCGCAUGAGGCUGCGGAAACCGUCACCGCUCAACGGGUUCCCACCACAGCCGCCAGGGGCCGAGCCGCGGUACUACGAGAUCUCAGACUUCCGAGUGGGCAACGUGAUCGAGGCCGUCGGCAGACGCUUCGUCAUCGUCCGCGCUGACCAGUUCGCUGCCAACUACAUCAAGCGCCACCAUAUGGAAGCAUUCGCGAACGGGCGGAUUCAGAGCACCACUGCAAACGGAGAUCACCAGGUCAACGGCCAGCUUCUAACAGACCCACAGGUAAGGAACGGUGCUGAAAGUUCAGUGAGCAUUCGUGAGAGUACACAUGCUGGUGGCGAAUGAUAUCAAAUAUUUAAAGAAUUUAUACACUAAUUCAAAUUUGGGUUAUGAACACUCCCGGCCUCAGGAUUAACUUUGACCACACUAUUAUUCAAAGAAAGUUAAAGCGCAAGCUACAUAAGGAACUCGAUAAGAAGCUGCUUUUAUUCUGAGCAACUCUCUGUGAGUGUCAUUUGAUUAGUAUGUCCAGUUUUAUCGCUAAGCGUUCAUUCUAUUUUGGUUGUUCUUUUGUAGCAUGUCGCUGUCACCAAUUCACUUGACGGUGCUUAAGAAAUCGCUCUCCUCGUUCUGAAUAAAAUCGCUUGGAAGUUGGCGGCCUUCCUGUCAUGCAUGUUCUAUGUCCUCGUCUAGUUUCGGCCUUAAUUUGUUUUAUUUAUUGUUAUUGCUUUCCAACCAGCUCAAACCAAUAUUUUGCUUUAACCACACGGGUUUCUUCAACGUGCACCGACAUCUAGGUAUACACGAUCCUUUUGCCGAACCCGUGACUCAUCGGGAAAACGUCAUAUCCCGUGAGCCAACGCGGCGUGCGAUUCCCUGCCGCGGCUGGCCGUAUUUUGCUGGGAGCGGAAUGCAAAAGCGCUCGUGUACUUAGAAUUAGGCGCACUCUAAAAAAACGCAGUUGGUCAAAGUUAAUCCGGAGUUUUCUACAGAGCCCGGCGUAUCUUAUGAGCUCGUGAAUUGCUUUGGCACGUUGAACACUAAUUUGAUUUGACAUCCUAACAAUUAUAACUACACAUCAGUGUCGUUUCCUUACAGGGAGAAG
Messenger RNA from Dermacentor silvarum, 2728 nucleotides. RefSeq names its product EF-hand domain-containing protein 1. Lineage: Eukaryota; Metazoa; Arthropoda; Arachnida; Ixodida; Ixodidae. The transcript has 11 exons. Bases 1 to 1968 code for a protein of 655 amino acids. The record is from RefSeq and is a predicted model, not a curated record.